This is a messenger RNA of Humulus lupulus (European hop), 2360 nucleotides long. RefSeq names its product zinc finger CCCH domain-containing protein 64. Gene Ontology annotation, molecular function: RNA lariat debranching enzyme activator activity; metal ion binding. Lineage: Eukaryota; Viridiplantae; Streptophyta; Magnoliopsida; Rosales; Cannabaceae. The record is from RefSeq and is a predicted model, not a curated record. Gene Ontology annotation, cellular component: post-mRNA release spliceosomal complex. The coding region runs from base 77 to 1897 and encodes 606 amino acids. Gene Ontology annotation, biological process: mRNA splicing, via spliceosome. The transcript has 10 exons.
AAGUCUGAAGAGCCAUCCCCGGCCAUAGCUUCGUUCGUCGCCAUUUUCAAGCGUCGAGUUCGAUUCUUUCCCUCUCAUGGCACCUCCGCGAAUUCUUCUCUGCGGUGACGUCUUGGGCCGCCUCAACCAGCUCUUCAAACGAUUCGCAGCGGUCAAUAAAUCGGCGGGUCCAUUCGAUGCCUUACUAUGCGUAGGACAGUUCUUCCCAGACUCGCCUGAGAGGCUCGACGAGUUCACGGAAUACGUCGAAGGCCGGUCCGAAAUCCCUAUUCCCACUUACUUCAUCGGCGAUUAUGGUGUUGGUGCCCCUAAAGUCCUGUUAGCCGCUUCAAAGGAGUCCGGAAACCAAGGAUUCAAGAUGGACGGCCUGAAAGUUUGCGAGAAACUUUACUGGUUGAAAGGCAGUGGAAAGUUCACUCUCCAUGGAUUAUGUGUGGCGUAUUUAUCUGGUAGGCAUUCUUCGAGUGGUCAACAAUUUGGGACAUACAGUCAGGAUGAUGUUGAUGCUUUGCGCGCAAUUGCUGAGGAUCCUGGAAUUGUUGAUAUAUUCCUUACUAAUGAAUGGCCAAGUGGGGUUACAAAUAGUGCAUCAGCAUCUGAUGUUCCCCCUGGAAUCUCAGAAUCCUCGGGUAGUGACUCCACAGUUGCGGAGUUAGUAUCUGAGAUCAAGCCACGCUAUCAUAUUGCAGGUGUCGAGGGCGUGUUCUAUGCUCGGGAACCUUACUCGAAUGUUGAUGCCGUGCAUGUGACCCGCUUCAUUGGUCUUGCUGCAGUUGGAAAUAAGGAUAAGCAGAAAUUUAUCCAUGCAAUUUCUCCAACUCCUGCAUCAAUGAUGUCUGCUGCUGAGAUUAGUAUGAAGUCAACAAACACUACCUCAUCUCCUUACUCAAUACCACAGAUGGUUGAUGGAAAUGAAUCUACAAAGAGAUCUAGCGAUAGCGUUACCGAUUCACAAUACUGGAGAUAUGAUGUCUCCACAAAAAGGCAGAAACAAGGCGCUGGAAAUGGUGAUAAGCUGUGUUUUAAAUUUGUGUCCUCUGGCACUUGUCCACGAGAGGAAAAUUGUCACUUUCAACAUGAUAUGGCUGCAAGGGAGCAAUUUAUGAGGGGCGUUUGUUUUGAUUUUAUUAAUAAGGGGAAAUGCGAAAGAGGUCCAGAUUGCAACUUCAAGCACAGUUUACAGGAAGAAAGUGAAGGCGAUUCUCACAGGAGACGAGGAUCUGAUAAUGCUUCAACUAAUAGAUCAAAAGAGUGCUGGUUUUGUAUGUCAAGUCCCAAUGUAGAGUCGCAUCUGAUCAUCAGUAUUGGAGAAAAUUUCUACUGUGCAUUGGCUAAAGGGCCACUCGUGAAAGACCAUGUUUUGGUGAUUCCAGUGGAGCAUUUGCCUAACACUAUUGCUCUGUCCCAGCAGUGUGAAAGUGAGCUUGAUAUAUUCCAAAGUAGUCUCAAGAAGUUUUAUAAGAACCAAGGGAAGGAAGCUGUUUUUUUUGAGUGGGUUUCAAAACGAAGUACACAUGCUAAUCUCCAGGUCAUUCCUGUUCCAUCAUCCAAGGCAGCUGCUGUUCAAAAUAUAUUUAAUUUUGCUGCUGACAAGAUGGGCUUCAAAUUUGCAGUCAUGAAAUUCAAUAAUAAUUCUGAUGGACGAAAUUAUCUGAGGACACAGUUUGACAGGAAUCUUAGCUUUUUCUAUGCUGAACUCCCUGAUGGCACUAUUUUGUCCCAUGUGGUGGAAGAAAAUGAGAAAUUCCCAGCCCAAUUUGGACGCGAGGUUCUGGCAGGCUUGCUGGGCAUGGCAAAGAGAGCUGAUUGGAGGAAUUGUACUUGCAGCAAAGAAGAAGAGACGGAGAUGGCAGGCGACUUCAAGACUCAAUUCCAAGAAUUUGAUCCUAACGAGUGAUUUCUAGCAGGAGGUCUAGUUCUGGCAAUCUUUAGUUAACAAUUCUACGUGUACUUUAAAUCAGUCUCUCCACCAUUUGGUGAUCAAUGUUGCUCAAGCCUGUGAUUAUCAUGUUGUCACUUGAAAGUGCAGGUAGACUGUGUUCUAGAACUGACGUACUGGUUUAGAUGACCACCAUUCUUGGUUGAUCUCGGUUCAAAUUCAUUUUAAUUCAAUUUUGGGUGGACAGCCCCCAUCUCCUUCGCCAGGUUGACUGGGACAUUGGUGCGAGUAUAGCUAACACAGUGAAUACUAAUUCAAACCCCAUUCCCCGUUUCCCAUUUUUUUUGUUCUAUUAUUGUCCUAGGCCUUUGGUGUUCAUAUUUUGCAGCUAUGUAUCUUUAUAGUUUAUUACACUAGGCGUUGUAAUUUUGGUGCCACUCCUUUAAAAAAACUUGCUAUAAUUUUAUUGCAUUCUUGGUGA